Anopheles aquasalis is the source of this 2231-nucleotide messenger RNA. Its product is annotated as insulin-like growth factor-binding protein complex acid labile subunit. Lineage: Eukaryota; Metazoa; Arthropoda; Insecta; Diptera; Culicidae. Gene Ontology annotation, molecular function: protein binding. The record is from RefSeq and is a predicted model, not a curated record.
UCCCGAUCCGAAUCGGGUCAUCUUGGUUAGUUCGCAUCGAGCAGUGUUCCAGUGCAGCAGAUUGACCAAACCAUCCUUUUCAGAUCCCGGUGCCACCAGGAUGGCUCAUCGUAAAGGUGUACUAGUGGGAGUGGCCAUUUUGGCUCUUUGUGUGGUUGGUGCCUCCACGUCAAUGAGCAUGUGCCAAUGCAGCCUUACGCAUAGUUGCGUCAUUGGAAAUGUUAACGGUGUCCAGCUGAGCACCAACGCGAUGCAAUGCACGCUCAAUCAGACCGACAUUAACGAUCUGCUGAUCGUGCGCUACAACGACACCGAGCUGAAGGCGGGCGCAUUCAGCCAGUUCGUUAACCUGACGAUGUUGGAGAUUUUCCACGGUUCGAUGGAGACGAUAGAGUCGGGCGCGUUUGCGAAAAUACCGGACAUGUUGAAGAUCGUCAUCCAGCAUAACAAACUGGUUACACUGAAAGACUACACGUUCGACGGAUUGGACGAGCUACGGCUGCUUUCGUUGGCAUUCAACAAUCUGACCAGCAUCAGCGCGAAUGCGUUCGCAGGACUCAAGAAUCUCAGCUACCUGGUACUGACGGGCAAUUCCCUAAACCAGCUGCCCGCGGCUCUGUUCCAGCCAACACCGAAACUAUCGUCGAUCAUUGUGAGCCACAACGAGCUAACCUAUCUGCCGCCAGGACUGUUCGAUCCAGUGGGCUACGUGUCGCGACUAGACUUGUCGUACAAUAAGCUGCCAUCAUUCCAGUUCCCGAAGCUGAACGUAACGCUGCUGAUGCUGCAGAACAACUCGUUGACCGAUCUUGCCCUCAACGAUCACGUGGUUUACUUGAAGGCGGAACAUAAUCGAAUCUCGCGCCUCACCGGAACCGGCGCUAACCUGACCACGCUCAUCCUCAGUGACAACGCCAUCACGGACGUGGCACCUCUGUUGAGUAUGAAGAAGCUGUCGAAGCUGGCGCUCAAUGGCAAUCCACUCAAGCCGACCACUGUGUUCAACGGGUUCGAAGGGCUCCUCCAGCUGAUGAUCAGCAAAACUAACAUCCAGAUAACCGAGCAAACGUUUGCCAAUCUGUCCCAUUUGGAGCUACUCGAUCUGUCCUACAAUGGUCUGACCGAGCUAGAUUUCCACAUGUUUUCCUCGCUCAUCGAACUGGAGAUACUGAUCGUGGCUUUCAACCAAAUCGAAACGAUUAAUUUCAUCGAGCUGCGCGAGAACUUGCCCAAUCUGCAUGUGCUGGAAAUUUGUGGCAACGGUUGGAACUCAACCUACCUCAAUACCGUCUUGACUCACAUGCGCCGGUACCAUCUUUCGGCGGACAUGCAGGGUCUGUCCUCGUUCUUCCUGUUCUCGCCCAUGUUCGUUGAGUUGUGCUCUACGGCACCGAACCACCCACCGUCCUCGGACGAGGAUGAUAGUCUCUACUCGGAGGAUAUUAUCGAUAAGGAUUUCCAAGAAUUCUACCCCACCACCCCGGAACCGAGUACCACCGAGAAGUUGCUGCGCACGAUGCUCUCAACCAGUAAAGCAGCCAGGCCAGAAACUACUACCCCGAAGUCGAUGUUGCGCAAGCAAGCGAUCGCUCUGCUGGAAACCGACGCGGACAUGGGACCGACCGGUGAUGGUGCACCGGUGCCACCGAACCCACAACCAACAUCCGCCUCAUCGCCGCUCAUGAUGACCUUCCAGGUGUUUGUUUAUCUGUUUGCCGUGUUUGGUGUCGUUAGUUUGGCCGUGCUCAGUUACUACAUGCGCCAGCGUCGCUUCGAUGUGCGCCGCAUCUCACCGAUGGACAUCCCGGACUCCGUUCGGUUGGUGUAAAAAAUUUGGGAAUUAGUCACAGCGAUCGCCGGCACAAGCAAGCUGGAACCAACGGCGCGAGACGAAGGUUGUUUAGGUUUGUUCACAUUCACGCUCCAGAGAGACAAAGAGAGAUAAGCGCCGUCCAGCAGUGUCCGCCAAUCGAAAAUCUUACAUUUUGCUACACCCAGUACUGUAUUUAAUCGUCGGUUUGAAUUUGAACCUCUUGUUGACCCCCGUAAUGUGCUGAUGACGUGUUGCCUCAUCGGGCCCUUCGUGUGGUUCGUGGUCAAUUCAACAUGUAAUCUCGAAUGCUCUCGUGUUGUUAAAAAUCAUCAAUAAAGUUGCCUUGUACCGCACGGAGAGAGAAUCUUGAUGCCAUAUAUUUAUAAUGUGAUUAAAGUGAAUCAAUAACAAACCAAAC